Triticum aestivum (bread wheat) is the source of this 982-nucleotide messenger RNA. RefSeq lists its product as uncharacterized. The transcript is spliced from 2 exons. NCBI's taxonomy places the organism in Eukaryota, Viridiplantae, Streptophyta, Magnoliopsida, Poales, Poaceae. Bases 438 to 827 code for a protein of 129 amino acids. The record is from RefSeq and is a predicted model, not a curated record.
AUAAUAGUGGGAUUCCACAAUCUUUGGUUAGAAAGGAACGCCAGGACUCUCUCCCCUCUCCCUCCCACGGCGCUCCCGCGAGCGCCUGGGGGAACCCUAAUCGCCGCCGCUCCUCACCUCCUCCCUCUGUCCUCCUCCCCUGCCGCCGCCCAACUGGCAAAGCCCGGCUGGCAAGGGCGGCAGCGGGGCCUUCGUCUCCCCUCCGCGCGAGAAUCAUGGCUGGCGCGGGUCGGCCGCUCGUCCGGGGGCGCUGGCCUACGGCGGGGGCCAGCGGCGCGGCGGCGUUGAUCCGGAUCGACAGCGAGGGCGCCUAGUGGCGUCGCAGCGGCAGCUGGCCGGACAUUUGCGGUGCAGCGGCUGCGGCGGAUUCGGAUCGGGCGCUCAGGCCAGAUCGGGCGGGGGCGGGCCGGCACGCACCUGGCGGGGGCGGUGUGCGUAUGGCGGCGGUGGUGCGCACUUGGUGGCGGCGGCCCCGUCCAGAUCCGAUCUGGUCUGGCGUGCGUGUGGGCGUCGGGCGGCGCGGGGGUAGGCUGCGGCCUGGUGGGGUCGUGGUGAUGGCCGUGGACCAAGGCGGCACGCCUACUGCUGCUGCUGGUGGCGGUGGUGGUCGGCCAGAUCAGCUCGGAUCUGGCCCAUGGCCGCCGGCGGGUGGCUCGGGGCUGGCCCUCGGGGUCCCGGUGUGGAUGUGGUCUGCCACGGAGUGGUGGUGGCUCAUGGCGAUGGUCCGGGCCGUUCCACGGCGGCGGCCGGUCUUCUCCGGCGUCGGCCUGUCGGCGAGCGGCUCGCGAGGUGGCAGUAUCCAAGAUAAAGACAUCGUCGUGGUUUAGUGAGGAACGAGCAAAUGGAACCUGAAUAAACAAGACACUGGAGGAUUAGUUCUUGAUAUGUAUUUCUGAAAGCACCGGAAGAAAGGAAAUGUAUUACACCUCUUUAACUCUGAUAGCUCUCUUUCCUUUGCAAAUAUACAGCCGUGUUUCAAAUU